AAAUGAGAACUCUAAUAUCACACACGGGAACUUCCUUCAUGCGGUGCAAUUUGGUACGGUUCAUGGGUCCCAUGUGGAUGGCAUGUUGAGAGCCAUGCACAACCUUUAUGCACCCACCUUCUUUGAGAACCAAUCAUGGCCAGACAGUUUCCGUAACGACUUCUCUGGUCAUGUUCACAAGUUCAUGGCCCAUCUCACUGACGCCCAGCACAAGACAAUGGGGCAUACGAUGCUCUAUGUGCCUGAUGAAGGAAGCAGGAUGACAGACAGUCAUGCUCACAGAGACAAGGAUCUCGUACAGAGGCUGGAAGUCGUGAUGAUCCACUGGACCCGCUUGAUCAAAGAGGUGUUGGCAAACCAGGAGGCUAUGGAGAGCUCAGACAGUUCAGGGCCACUUGAGGAGAUUGAGUUCUGGAGGGCUAGAUGUGAGGAUCUCUCCGGGCUCACCACUCAACUGGACCAGCCGGGGGUAAUCAGAGUGGCCAGGAUUGUGGAGAAAGCAAAAUCUUCCUACCUAGCCCCAUUCCAGAGGCUCUCUGCACAGAUAAAGGAGAGCCACGAAAAGGCUGAGAAUUGCUUAAAGUUCAUCUCCCUGUUGAGUGAGCCUUGCAAGGAGCUAGCCAUCUCAGAGCCCAAGACGAUCCCAAAUCUCCUGCCAAAGUUGCUCAACACUGUUCGAGUUAUUUGGAUGAAUUCUGAGCACUACAAGAGCAUCGAUAGACUCAAUGCACUACUUAGAAAAGUGAGUAGUGACAUUAUAAAGAGGUGCUACAACAAGGUCUCGUUGGACGAUGUGUUUGAUGGCUUUGUUGAGAAGAGCAGGGAAGCUCUGGAGGAGAGCAUCAGUUGCUGCCAUGCUUGGAAGGAGACCUAUGAGAGAAUCAGCAAGAUACACAACAUGUUCUCCAGUGAAGGCUGGGUGCUCGAUGAGUCAACCAUCUUUGCUCAGGUUGAUGCAUUUAUUCAGAGGUGCAAAGACUUGCUGGAGGUGGUGGAGGGUCAGGUACACUUUGCCCGUUGCUUUGAGGGCAAGAAAAGGCCAGUACCUUCCUUUGGAGGUUGUCGGGGGCCCGAGAUCACCAGGAGCCUCAAAGAAAUUGAACACACAUUCGAGAAACACCUGUCCACGCUCAAGGGUGUACAAAAGACAAUCCUUGAUGUGAAGGUGGCGAGUUGGCACGAUGACUACAGCAAGUAUCGUAGUGGAGUCAAGGACCUUGAGGUGAUGGUACAGAAUGUCAUCAACACUGCGUUCACUACAGUCACCACUGUGCAAGAGGGGGUCGAGUUCCUGGAGGUAUUCCAACAUCUCACCACUAGAGAGAAUAUCAAGAGAGUGGUGGAUCGACGAACUGUGGACCUGUACGCCAUGUUCAAUGAGGAGUUGAACAUGGCUAAGAAAGAGUUUAGCAAACAGAGCUCCACUCUUCCCUCCUCACAUCCUCCGUUUGCAGGUACGGCCACCUGGGUGCGCUCACUCAAGAAGAAGAUAGACUUGCCCAUGAAGACAAUGGAGGGAGCAUUCUACCUGUACGAGAAGGGUGUGGGCGAGGAGGUGAAUUAUAGCUACCUACAGCUGGCCCAGAAUCUGGAGGAGUUUGUAGGCAAGACCUUCAAUGACUGGGUGAUCACUGUGGACAAGGAGCUCGGAAGGCACCUAGAGACACAGCUCACAAGGACCUGUCACAACAGGUCAGGGAUGAUAGAGGACAGUUUCAGUCCACUCCUGCGAAAACUGUUUGGAGAGAUGCGUUACUGGGAAAGGCUACGAUUUGAGAUCCCUCAUUAUGCUGCAGAAAUUUAUGGCAUGUGUGAGGAACUUCGAGUGCUCAGAGAGAAUGUUCUGUUAGUUGUGAGAGACUACAACAGUAUCAUUGGGAGUCUCCAACCACAGGAGAGAGCUCUGUUCAAGGAGCGGAUCAAAAGCUUGGACAAAAAACUGCGACCGGGUAUGACUAAAUUGACCUGGGCUUCUGAGGGUAUACUCGAGUAUGUCAGUGACUGCCGAACACACGCAAACAAGGUUCGGUCCAUCAUUGAUAACUACAAGGCAUCCAACAGGACCAUUGGGUCCAAGUGUCGUCAGAUUAGUGAGAUGCUCCUAGUGAAGGUGGAUGGUAAGAGAGUGUACGAUGGCAAUGAGUUUGAGGUGGAGCAGGCCAAGCACCGCAAGAAAACAGUGAGGAAAUUGAAAGAUGUCUACAAUGGGAUCGUUGGAACCAUGUCCAAGACCUUUGAGGUGUUUCGUAGUGAUGGAGGAGAGGUCCACCACCACUGGACCAACUACACUGAGCAGAUGGACAGAAUGGUGGAGGAGGCAUUCAGGCUCAACGUCAAGUGGUCCCUACAAGAGCUGGCCCGAGCCAUUCACGGUGAUGGAAAGUCAACCCCUGACCCAGUGUUUCGAGUCAAGGUGGUCCUCUCUGAGACUAUUCAAUUCUCUCCUAGUAUUGAUGAAAUGGCUGGUUAUGUCACUACUGUCGCUGCAGAGAGUGUCAACUCCACGUCUGCCUUCCAGAGAUUGUCUGAAAUCCUUGCCAAGAAGAGGGCCAAGGGACCGAGUAUCAGUCAGGUUAUAGACAAAGAUGAGGAUGUGAAGAAGACACGCUCGUCCAUUGAGGGUGGUGUUCAGAGAGCAGCCACUAGACUACAGGAGUAUGUCAGGACCUGGGAUGAGUUCAAAAUCAUUUGGACAGUGCAGAAAGAUGCAUUCUUCCGUCGUUGGCGAGCACAGGACCCUAGAGUAUCAGAUUUUGACCAGGCUAUUACACAGUACAUUGAGCUGAGCAACAAGGUUCAAAAUGUGGACACCAUUAGCAACGUGGACUUCAUUCUCUUGGACUCCUCUCCACUCAAGUUCUCCAUCAUUGCUCACUGUGACGAGUGGCAGAACAGGUUCCAUAAUCUACUGCUUGACAUGGCCUCCACUAAGCUCAAUGAUAUCUGCUCCUCCCUAGAGCAAAACUCCAGAAAACUGAGAGUACCUCCUGAGAGCCUGGACCAACUCAGUGACAGUCUGGACUUGCUGGAGCAUCUUCAGUCAGACAUUCCCAAUGUUGAGGCUCAGUUUGAGCCACUGCACGACCAGUUCAAUAUUCUACGCAAGUACGAGGUGCAGAUCCCUGAGGAGGUGGACCAUCAGCUGGACGGGCUCCAGGGAAACUGGAUGGCCUUUCAACAGUGCCUCAUCGACAGUGACGGCAUGCUCAAGAAACAUAAGGAGAAGUUCAAGACGAAUCUCCUCCACUCUGCAGAGGACUUCAAGAAGACGGUGUCAGUUCUAGCUGAAGAGUUUGAGACAAAGGGGCCGUUCACUGCGGCAGUACCAAUUGCCGAGGCCAUGGAAUUCAUAUCUACUAUGAGAGGACAGCUAGCACAGCUCAAGCUAAAAGAGAACAGCAUCAGGAAGGGCCUCAACAUUUUCAAGAUUGACCAGCCCCCAUCCCACCUCAUCCAGACCAUGGAGAAGGAUCUUGACUAUCUGGAGGAUGUGUGGGAGUUGAUUCAGGAGUGGCAGAUGGCUUGGGACUCGUGGAAAGUUGGCACCUUUGCUUCACUGCGUACUGACGAUAUGGGCUUCCAAGCCCAGGGCAUGCUCAAGAAAAUCAACAAGCUCGCCAGAGAACUCAAGGAGAAGACUGAGUGGACGAUCUGUGGCUCGCUGAAGGGAGAGAUUGAAACGUUUAAGAGAACCAUGCCACUGAUCCAAGACCUCAAGAACCAAGCUAUGAGGGACAGACAUUGGGAGCAACUCAAGGAGGAAGUGCAGAAGCCAUUUGAUCACACAAGUGAUGAGUUUACACUGGAGAAGAUCAUAGAUCUUGGGUUGGACCAGUUCUCAGAGAACAUUGGUGACAUAUCUGCUGCAGCCAGUAAGGAGCUUGCCAUAGAGCAAGCUAUUGGUGACAUUGCCAUCCAGUGGAAAGACCUCACUCUGGAUAUUGGACCCUACAAGGACAGGGGACACCACAGACUCAAGGGUACUGAGGAGGUGUUCCAGAUACUGGAUGACAACCAGGUGACCCUCUCUACAAUGAAGGCCUCUCGCUAUGUGAAGGCCUUUGAGAAGGAGGUGGAUCACUGGGAGAGGAAGCUUUCUCAUGUACUCGAGGUCAUCGAGAUGAUCCUGCAGAUCCAGAGACAGUGGAUGUAUUUGGAGAACAUUUUUGUGGGAGAAGAUAUUCGGAAACAACUGCCAAAGGAGACAUCUGAAUUCGAUGGAGUCAACAGUAACUGGAAGACUGUGAUGAGUCGCCUGAACAAGGACCCGAAUGCGUUGAGGGGUACCCAUCACGAGGGACUGCUCGAGCUGCUCAACGAAAUGAAUGGGAUUCUGGAGGCCAUACAGAGAUCUUUGGAUAUGUAUCUGGAGACCAAGAGACAGUGCUUUCCAAGAUUUUACUUUUUGUCCAACGACGAUCUUCUGGAGAUUCUGGGCCAGUCUAAAAACCCUGAAGCAGUGCAACCUCACUUGAAGAAAUGCUUUGACAAUAUCAAGGUACUGGACUUGGCCAAGAUGCGAGAUUAUCACGAGGCAACUCACAUGAACUCCUCAGAGGGUGAGAAGGUGCAAUUCAAGAACAUUGUUCGGCUGGAGGGCGUGGUAGAAGGCUGGCUGUGUGACGUUGAAGACAUGAUGCGAAUAACUCUCAAGGAUGUCCUUCGUGCUUGUCGUAUCGAUCUUAAAAAGCACUUAAGCAAACGAGACAAGUGGGUCAGGGAUUGGCCCGGACAGAUGCUCAUUACUGCUAGUCAGAUACAGUGGACUGCUGACUGUGAGAAGGCUCUCGACAGAGGAGACAAAAAGGGACUCAAGAGCAUCAAGAAGAAACAGAACCAGAUGCUAGAUAAAUUUACUGAGGUCAUUCGAAGCAACCUCACUAAGAUGGACCGACUCAAGAUUGUGGCUCUUUCUACUAUAGAGGUGCAUGCUAGAGACAUCAUAGAGCGACUGCUCAAGUCAGGUUGCAACAACCGAACAGCCUUUGAGUGGCUCAUUCAACUGAGAGUGUACUGGGAGGAAGAUGACUGCUGUAUACGUCAGACCAACACUCUGUUUAGCUACGGCUAUGAGUACCUCGGCAACUCUGGGAGGCUCGUCAUCACACCUCUUACAGAUCGUUGCUAUGUGACUCUGACCACUGCCCUUCACCUGCAUCGAGGGGGUAGUCCGAAGGGGCCUGCCGGAACUGGCAAGACUGAGACUACGAAAGACUUGGGAAAGUCCCUGGGAAUGUACGUCAUUGUCAUCAACUGCUCUGAGGGUCUGGACUACAAGUCCAUGGGCAGGAUGUUCAGUGGACUGGCACAAUCUGGAGCAUGGGGUUGCUUUGACGAGUUCAACCGUAUCAACAUCGAGGUGCUCUCAGUGGUGGCCCAGCAAAUCCUCUCCAUUCUCCAAGCUCUCUCUAACCUUUCUGCUCGGUUCCUGUUUGAGGGUCGUGAGAUCAAGCUCACCCACUCCUGUGGUAUCUUUAUCACAAUGAACCCUGGCUAUGCUGGUAGAACUGAACUACCUGACAACUUGAAGAGCAUGUUCCGACCCAUCUCUAUGAUUGUACCAGACUCUGCCAUGAUAUCUGAGAUCAUCCUCUUUGGAGAAGGAUUCAGUCAGUGCAAGCUGUUAGCUCGUAAAGUGAACACUCUGUACAAUCUGGCCGUGCAACAGCUCUCCAAACAAGACCACUACGACUUUGGUCUGCGAGCCCUGGUCUCAGUGCUCAAGUAUGGUGGCCGUAAGAAAAGAGGCAAUCCUGAGAUGGCUGAUGAGGAAGUCCUGCUCUUAGCCAUGAAGGACAUGAACAUUGCCAAGUUGACUGCUGACGACACCCCUCUCUUCAACGGUAUCACCUCUGACCUCUUCCCUGGAGUGGAUGUACCACAACUGGACUAUGGAAUUAUGAAUAUAGCCAUCGAGAAGGAGCUGAAGUUAGCCAACCUACAGUGUAUUGAGAUGACCAUGACCAAGAUCAUUCAACUCUUUGAGACCAAGAACUCGCGUCAUUCUGUCAUGAUUGUGGGUUUGAGCGGCAGUGGGAAGUCAGUCACCUGGAAGAUGCUUAGGAACACUCUCACACGCCUCAAGAAGGAGAGCAAGGGAUCACAGUAUCAAGCUGUCAAGGACUACCCUAUCAACCCCAAGUCCCUGUCACUGGGUGAGCUAUAUGGAGAGUUUGACCUGAGCACUAAUGAGUGGACCGAUGGCGUGCUCUCCAGUGUUAUGAGGCAGACCUGUGCUGAUGAGAAACCAGACCAAAAGUGGCUCCUCUUUGAUGCCCCCGUGGACACACUCUGGAUUGAGUCCAUGAAUUCUGUCAUGGAUGACAACAAAGUUCUCACACUUAUCAAUGGAGAGCGUAUCUCAAUGCCCGAACAGGUUUCACUAUUGUUUGAAGUGGAGGAUCUUGCUGUGGCCUCUCCUGCCACUGUGUCACGCUGUGGGAUGGUGUACAAUGACUGGAAGGACCUCGGCUGGGACCCCUUCGUGAAGUCAUGGCUCCAGAAACACAAGGACAAGCGACUCACUGAGCUACUCCAGAGCCUGUUUGACAAGUAUGUGACCAAGAUCUUGAAUUUUAGGAGGAAAAAGUGCAAGGAGCUGGUCCCCACCAGUGAAUUGAACUCUGUUACCUCGCUCUGCUAUCUCCUGGAUGCCCUCGCCACUCCAGAAAAUGGGGUUAACCCAGCUGAUUCUGAGAACUUUAGUCACAUGCUGGAACUGUGGUUCCUGUUCUGUAUUAUCUGGUCUCUGGGAGCAGGAGUGGAUGAAGACGGUCGCAAGAAAAUGGACAACUUGAUUCGUGAGUUAGAAGGCCAGUUUCCACCCAAAGACACUGUCUAUGAGUACUAUGUGGACACCAAGAACAAGAGCUGGGGUCUCUGGGAGGAAAAACUCAAGGGCUCAUGGAGAUACCCUACCAAUGUUCCAUUCUACAAGAUCCUUGUGCCGACUGUGGACACACUCCGCUAUGACUUCCUGGUCCACCACCUAAUCAAUGUGGAGAGGCCAGUUCUGCUAGUGGGACCUGUCGGAACAGGCAAAACUUCUGUUGCCAUUGGUGUGCUCCAGAAACUUGACCCUAGUCAGUUCAACCUGCUCACCAUCAACCUCUCAGCACAGACUUCAUCCAACAAUGUGCAAGAGAUUAUUGAAGGAAAGGUGGAAAAGAGGACCAAGGGUGUGUAUGUCCCUGUUGGUGGCAAGAAGCUGCUCACAUUCCUAGACGAUAUGAACAUGCCAGCUAAAGACACGUUUGGUUCUCAACCUCCACUGGAGCUCAUCCGACAAUGGAUAGACUAUGGCUUCUGGUAUGACAGGGCGAAACAGACCGUCAAACAGAUCAAGGACAUGUUUCUGCUGGCCUCUAUGGGCCCACCAGGUGGAGGGAGGAUGGUCAUCUCAAAACGACUACAGAGCAGAUUCAACCUCAUCAACAUGACCUUCCCACAGGAGAGCCAGAUCAAGCGUAUCUUUGGUACAAUGAUCAGUCAGAAACUGCAAGACUUUGAUGAAGAUGUCAAGCCACUAGCGGAUGUGAUGACAAAGGCCACCAUUGAGAUAUACAACUUCAUCUCCACACGAAUGCUUCCCACACCCACCAAGAUACACUACCUCUUCAACCUCAGAGACAUAUCAAAGGUGUUUCAAGGGUUGUUGAGAGCCCACAGGGACUACCAUGACACCAAGACAACAAUGGCACGACUGUGGGUUCAUGAGUGCUUCAGAGUAUUCUCAGAUCGACUGGUGGGGGAGAAGGACAUUGAGACAUUCCAGAGCCUGCUCUCUGAGAAACUAGGGCUCCUGUUUGACCUCACCUACCACAACCUCUGUCCCAACAAAAUGGCUCCUGUGUUUGGUGAUUUCAUGAAGCCAGAGCAGCCUGUAUAUGAGGACAUACUGAGCUUUGCUGAGCUGAAGAAGCACAUCGAGAUUCAACUAGAAGACUACAACAUGGAGCCUGGCAUCAUCCCCAUGGAGCUGGUCCUCUUCAGAGAUGCCAUAGAACACGUGUGUCGGAUAGUGCGUGUGAUUCGUCAGCCUCGUGGGAACAUGCUGCUUGUGGGUGUGGGGGGAAGUGGGAGACAGAGUCUCAGUCGACUUGCUUCCUACCUCAUCUCAUACAAGAUCUUCCAAAUUGAGGUCACCAGGCUCUACAGACUCCAGGAGUUCAGAGAAGAUAUUCGCAAGCUGUACUACUUGGCUGGAGUUGAGAACAAGCCGACAGUCUUCCUGUUCAACGACACUCAAGUGGUGGAGGAAUCGUUCCUAGAGGACAUCAAUAACAUUCUCUCAUCAGGAGAAGUGCCCAACCUCUACAAACCAGAUGAAUUUGAAGAGGUGAGGAGUGCCCUGUCAGAUGCAGCCAGAAAGGAUGGUGUCAGUGACACACCAGACAGCAUGUUUUCCUACUUGAUUGAGAGAGUGAGAAACAAUCUCCACAUAGUGCUGUGCAUGAGUCCAGUGGGAGACCCAUUCAGGAAUCGUCUGCGAAUGUACCCAGCGUUUGUCAACUGUACGACCAUCGACUGGUUCAGUGAAUGGCCAAAAGACGCUCUCCUAGAGGUGGCCGAGAAGUACCUAGAGGAAGUUAAACUGCACAAGGAUGGAGACUCUCAGGAAGUCGCUAAAGAACUCAGGAGUAAUGUUGCCAGUGUGUUUGUCAUUUGUCAUCGCUCAGUCGUGGAGAUGUCAGAUAAAAUGCUGUUUGAGAUGAAGAGGCACAACUAUGUCACUCCUACUAAUUACCUGGAGCUUGUGUCUGGAUACAAACAGUUGCUUGAUGACAAACGUAAAGAGCUUGGUGAUGCAGCCACAAAGCUCAAGAAUGGGCUCGACAAGCUCAUCGAUACUAGAGAGAAAGUAGAGGCCAUGACUGUGGAACUAGAAGAUACUAAACUCCAGCUAGCUAGCUUCCAGAAACAAUGCGACGAUUACCUAGUCAUUAUAGUUCAACAAAAACGUGAUGCUGAAGAGCAAGAAAAGGCUGUGUUGGCUCGCAGUGAAAAGAUUGCUGAAGAGGAGGGUCGAUGUCUGGUAAUGGCUGAAGCUGCUCAGAAAGACCUUGAUGAGGCGCUGCCUGCUCUUGAGGCAGCUCUCGAGGCUCUCAAAGCACUCAACAAAAAGGAUCUUGGUGAAAUCAAGUCGUACCCCACCCCCCCAGAGCUGGUAGAGAUUGUAAUGCAGGCGGUCAUGAUAUUGAGACAGUCAGAUCCAUCCUGGGCCGAGGCAAAGAGGCAGUUAGGAGACCCUCAGUUCAUCAAACAGCUCGUUGAGUUUGACAAAAAUAACAUGAGCGACAAAGUUCUCAAGAGGAUUGGUCAGUAUUGUUCCAAACCAGACUUCAAGCCUGAUAUAGUGGGUCGAGUGUCUGGAGCUGCUAAAUCCCUGUGCAUGUGGGUGAGAGCUAUGGAGGUGUACGGACGAAUCUUCCGGGUGGUGGAGCCCAAGAAGAAGAGGCUGGAGACGGCCAAUCGCCAGUUGGCCGAGAAGCAAGCUUCACUCAAAGAAGCCAAGGACAAACUAAGGGAGGUCAAAGAGAAGCUUGAGGAGCUGCAGAAACAGUAUGAGGAGAAACUGGCUACUAAAGAGGAUUUAAGAAAGAAGGCCGAGUUAACUGAGUUGAGGCUGGACCGUGCUGCCAAACUAGUGAGUGGACUGGCUGGAGAGCGUGUGCGUUGGGAGGAGACUGUCAAGACUCUCGAAGAGAGCAUUGGAUACCUCGUGGGUGACUGUCUGGUGGCAUCAGCUUUUCUCUCCUAUGCUGGGCCUUUCCUAUCCAGCUACAGAGACGAGCUCGUCCAGGAAACAUGGCUGAAGCAAGUACGAACACUCAAUAUUCCAUGUAGUCCGAACUACUCGUUUGCUACUUUUCUGGGUAAGCCCACAAGUGUUCGAGAUUGGAACAUCCAGGGGCUGCCCUCGGAUGCAUUCUCCACUGAGAAUGGUGUGAUAGUGACCAAGAGCAAUAGGUGGCCCCUCAUGGUGGACCCACAGGGACAGGCCAUCAAGUGGAUCAAGAACAUGGAGAGACACAGGAAUCUCAAGAUCAUUGAUUUGCAGCAGCCUGACUUCCUCAGAACUCUAGAGAAUGCUGUUCAGUUUGGCUCGCCUGUGCUGCUACAGAAUGUCCAAGAAGAGUUGGACCCCUCCCUGGCCCCCAUCCUCAGCAAAUCACUCAUCAAGAGAGGCAAUCGGCUUGUGAUCAAGCUUGGAGACAAGGAGGUGGAGUAUAACCAGGACUUCAAGUUCUACAUCACCACCAAACUGAGCAACCCUCACUACACUCCCGAGAUCUCAACAAAGACUGCCAUCGUUAACUUUGCUGUCAAGGAGCAAGGCUUGGAGGCUCAGCUACUCGGUAUCGUGGUGCGCAAAGAGAGACCAGAGCUAGAGGAACAGAAGGACAAACUGGUAGUUAACAUCUCUAACAGCAAGAAGAAGCUCGUGGUUCUCGAAGACGAAAUCUUGAGGUUGUUGAGCACAUCCCAAGGGUCUAUUCUAGAUGAUGAGGUGUUGGUCAACACUCUCCAGUCCAGUAAGAAGACAUCAGAGGAUGUCACAGAGCAGCUCAAAGUGGCCGAGGAGACUGAGAUCAAGAUUGAUGCAGCGAGAGAAGGCUACCGUCCAUGUGCUCAGCGAGCCUCCAUCCUUUUCUUUGUGAUGAAUGAUAUGGGGCGAGUGGACCCAAUGUACCAGUUCUCUCUAGAUGCCUACAUUCUCCUCUUCUCCACCUCCAUUGACAAGAGUCUCAAGCACCCUCAACUAGAGGAGAGAAUCUCGUACCUCAACGACUAUCACACCUUUGCCGUCUACCAGUACACCUGUAGAGGACUCUUUGAAAGGCACAAGCUCUUGUUUUCAUUCCAAAUGUGUGCCAAAAUCUUGGAGGCUGCUACCAAACUCAAUCUCGAUGAAUACAACUUCUUCCUAAGGGGUGGAGUUGUGUUGGACAGGGAGGCUCAGAUGGACAAGCCGUGUGCCUGGUUAGACGAUGUGGCAUGGGACAAUGUCACAGAACUCGACAAAAUUGCCAGCUUUAUCGGGAUAGCCAACUCAUUUGAUCAGUACCCUCGUGAUUGGCACCAGUGGUACACCUCCUCUGAGCCUGAGGCCACCCCACUGCCGGGGGAGUGGGAGAACUCGUGCAAUGAGCUACAGAGAAUGCUCCUCGUCAGGUCACUCAGACAAGACAGAGUUCCCUUUUGUGUCACCACCUUCAUCAUUAACAACCUAGGCUCAAAGUUUGUUGAGCCUCCUGUGUUGAACAUGUCUCAAGUGGUGGAUGACUCUACGUGUCGAAUACCACUCAUCUUUGUCCUCUCAACAGGAGUGGAUCCGACCACCUCGUUGCUCCAACUGGCCGAGCAGGCUGGGAUGGGAUCACAGUUUCAAGCACUCUCUCUGGGCCAAGGGCAGGCACCCAUUGCCAAGAGAAUGAUAGAAAACGGAGUGAAAGAGGGACAUUGGGUGUUCCUGGCCAACUGCCACUUGUCUCUCAGCUGGAUGCCACAAUUGGACAAACUCGUGGAGGAGGAGCUGCAGAACAAGACACCCCACGAGGAUUUUAGACUUUGGCUGAGCUCAAAACCACACCCUGGGUUCCCCAUCUCCAUACUGCAGUCAGGCAUUAAGAUGACCACUGAGCCGCCCAAGGGACUCAAGGCAAACAUGAAGCGUCUGUACAAUCUUGUGAAUGAGGGCACCUUCCCACGCUGCACUGCUGAGGUCAAGUACAAGAAGCUCCUCUUCUCGCUCUGUUUUUUCCACAGUUUGCUCAUAGAAAGGAGAAAGUUCCUCACUCUGGGCUGGAAUAUCAUCUAUGGCUUCAACGACUCUGACUUUGAGGUGUCGGAGCAUCUACUGAGUAUCUACCUGGAUGAGUACCCUGACACACCAUGGGAUGCACUCAAGUACUUGAUUGCUGGUGUCAACUAUGGUGGUCAUGUGACUGACGACUGGGAUAGACGGGUACUGUACACUUACAUUGGAGACAUGUUUCUGGAUGAAGCUCUCAACUUACCUUAACACAGGCUUUCCUCCCUUGCCACGUACUAUAUACCAAAGGAAGGUCCCCUGCAGACCUACAGAGAAUACAUCAACCAGCUACCCAAUGUGGAUCACCCUGAGGCGUUCGGGCAACACCCUAAUGCCGAUAUCGCCAGUCAA
Halichondria panicea is the source of this 12166-nucleotide messenger RNA. Its product is annotated as dynein axonemal heavy chain 2-like. Gene Ontology annotation, cellular component: dynein complex. The transcript has 58 exons. Lineage: Eukaryota; Metazoa; Porifera; Demospongiae; Suberitida; Halichondriidae. Gene Ontology annotation, molecular function: dynein light intermediate chain binding; ATP hydrolysis activity; ATP binding. Bases 83 to 12025 code for a protein of 3980 amino acids. The record is from RefSeq and is a predicted model, not a curated record. Gene Ontology annotation, biological process: microtubule-based movement.